This is a messenger RNA of Chlorella variabilis, 1392 nucleotides long. RefSeq lists its product as hypothetical. The transcript has 12 exons. Bases 1 to 1392 code for a protein of 463 amino acids. Gene Ontology annotation, molecular function: ceramide 1-phosphate transfer activity; ceramide 1-phosphate binding. Lineage: Eukaryota; Viridiplantae; Chlorophyta; Trebouxiophyceae; Chlorellales; Chlorellaceae. Gene Ontology annotation, cellular component: membrane; cytosol; cytoplasm. Gene Ontology annotation, biological process: intermembrane lipid transfer; ceramide transport. The record is from RefSeq and is a predicted model, not a curated record.
AUGGCGGCGCAGGGGGGUGAGGAAAACUGGCUGCCCCGCAUGACCAAGGCCUUCAUCGCUCUGGAUAGCUCCAGCCAUGCCAUCGACACGGCCGCCUUUGCGGCCGCCAUGGAGAAGGUGCUCCCCAUCUUCGAGAAGAUCGGCACCGUCUUCCUGUUUGCGCGGCACGAGUUUGCCGUGGAGACGAUAGUGGUGGUGGCUGCCACCUGCUCCACCCUGGACCAGGUGGUGAGCGCGGGCAAGCAGGACAACACCAUCACCAAGAAGAACAGCCCCGCCCGCAACGUGCACCGCCUGCUCAACACGCUCAACUUCAUCGCCGCCAUCUUUGAGAACCUGGCCAAGGGGCAGGCGCUCAAGGACGCCGUGUCUGACGCCUAUGACCGCACCCUGGCCCAGAUACACGCGUGGGUGGUGCGGGCGGGCAUCAAGACGGGCAUGAUGGCGCUGCCCACACGCGAGCACUUCCUGGCGAGCAUCGGGGAGACGGAGGACAGCGCACGCCACCACGCCGAGGGCUUUGUGGUGGAAGCGCACAAGCUGGUGGGGAUGAUUGAGAAGCUGUACGACGGCGUGGAGAUGCCACGGUCAGACUUCUCUGUCGCCUCGCUGUGGAAUCCAGCACCCACCUGGCCAGCACCCGGUGAGCCGCCUCAGUGGAAGGUUACCGAGACCUGGACGGGCGGCAACACGAGGAUGACGAACAAGAAGAAGCGCAAGGCGGCUGACCGCGUAGUCAAGGCUGCGGAGAGAGCCGCAGAGUUAGCUGCACGACGUCGCAUGAUCUCGUCCCUUCAACAGGGCGCCGCUGGCGCUGGCGCCGCGUCAGGCGGCACCAUCCUCAACCGCAGCCUCAGCGUGGGGCCGCGGUUUGUGACCGCGGCCGGCAGCUGCCAGGCGACGGGUGCGGCUGGAGGCAAGGCGACCUACGACAAGCAGAAGGGGAUCUUCAACGAAGCCAAUGCCCAAAAGGUGGCGGCCGGCAGGGAGGCGGGCGGCGCCGCGUGCGUCGCCAAGGAGAAGGGCAUCCACGCCCCCGGUUCCGAUGCCAGGCAGAGGGGCGCUCUUAGGAUGGUCAAGAAGGCCCAGGAGGCGAGCUCCUCCUGGUUUGAAGUUUGGGAGCGGAAGGAGGGCGGCAAGCCCUGGGAGCUGGGCAAGAAGAGGAAGGAAGUCAUCAAUAAGCUGCCGGCCCGGAGCUCCAUCCAACCCCCCGCCAGCAUCCGCGCCCUCUGCCACCCACCCGUGAAGAAGACAGUCACCUGCGCAACCACCAACAUUGAUGGCGGCCCACCUGACAUCUACAAGAUGAGGGGGCCCUUCGAGGAGCUGCCGCUGUUGCUUGUGGAGGUAUUUAGGGGGGCGGUGGCGGCAGCCGGAGGCUGCGCGGUCUAG